Myripristis murdjan (pinecone soldierfish) is the source of this 2486-nucleotide messenger RNA. RefSeq names its product selenophosphate synthetase 3 (gene sephs3). Gene Ontology annotation, cellular component: cytoplasm. Lineage: Eukaryota; Metazoa; Chordata; Actinopteri; Holocentriformes; Holocentridae. Gene Ontology annotation, molecular function: selenide, water dikinase activity; ATP binding. The record is from RefSeq and is a predicted model, not a curated record. The transcript has 8 exons. Gene Ontology annotation, biological process: L-selenocysteine biosynthetic process.
UUUACUCUGGUCUCCUGCUUCAAGGCAGGCGCUCGACAGACGCGGCCCCAUUCAUCCGCGUUUCUUCUAUCUACCGGUUAAGGCGACCGGCAUUGUCCGUGUGAAGCCCCCUUCAGACAGACAUGUCGGGCUCCACAUCCCCGACCCCCCCGGCCGAGGCUGUGGGGACCGAGAGGUGUUUCCCCCCCGGAUACAAAUCGUUCAAACCCGAGGAGCACGGCCUGGAGCGCGGGUUCCGUCUCACCGCCUACUCGGACCUGAAGGGAUGAGGCUGCAAGGUCCCGCAGGAGGCUCUGCUCAAACUCCUGGCGGGACUGGAGCCCGACCGCUCCGGGGCAGGAAAGGCCGGGGACCAAACCUCGGAGUUCAGCCAACAGCUGCCGGGCCCUCGACUGGGUAUAGGAAUGGACUCCUGUGUGACUCCUCUGAGGCAUGGAGGGCUCUCUCUGGUCCAGACCACUGACUUCUUCUACCCUCUGGUAGAGGAUCCUUACAUGAUGGGCAGGAUAGCAUGUGCUAACGUCCUCAGUGAUCUCUACGCCAUGGGCAUCACAGAGUGUGACAACAUGCUGAUGCUGCUGAGUGUCAGCCAGAAGAUGAAUGAGAAGGAGCGUGAGCGUGUGAUGCCGCUGAUGAUGCGAGGGUUUCGUGACGCUGCAGAGGAGGGAGGCACUUCGGUGACAGGUGGCCAGACAGUGGUUAACCCCUGGAUCAUCAUUGGAGGAGUAGCUUCAGUUGUCUGCCAGCCUAACGAGUUCAUUAUGCCAGAUGGUGCGGUUCCAGGUGACGUCUUGGUUCUCACUAAACCUUUGGGGACGCAGGUUGCCGUCAACGCUCACCAAUGGCUUGACCAGCCUGAAAGAUGGAACAAGAUCAAGCUGGUUGUCACCAAGGAGGAGGUGAAAGAGGCCUAUCAGGAAGCCAUGUUCUCCAUGGCAACACUAAAUCGCACAGCGGCAGGCCUGAUGCACAAGUUCCAGGCCCACGCAGCAACGGACGUGACUGGUUUUGGGUUGUUGGGCCACGCUAACAACCUGGCAGCACAGCAACGAAACGAGGUGGCCUUCGUCAUCCACAACCUGCCAAUCAUAGCCAAGAUGGCCGCCAUCAGUAAAGCCUGUGGAAACCUCUUCAACCUGGUUCAGGGCACGUCAGCUGAGACUUCUGGUGGGCUACUGGUGUGUCUGCCCAGAGAGCAGGCAGCAAAGUUUUGCUCCGAGAUGAAAAGCCAGGGCUCUGGGUUCGGAGGUCAGGGGGCGAUGGGUGGAGCCUGGAUCAUUGGAAUCGUAGAGAAAGGCGACCGUCGCGCUCGCAUCAUUGACAAACCCCGCAUUAUUGAGGUCCCGCCCAGAGGAAGCCAAGCAGCCAAUCAGGACAACAGCUCCACCAGCCCUGCCCCAAGCCCCAAUCUGUCAUAGACACUACUGCCCCUCUGACGCACUCUGGUGUGUGUGUGUGUGUGUGUGUGUGUGUGUGUGUGUGUGUGUGUGUGGGUUGGUGAGCGUGUGUGUGUGGGUUGGUAAGCGUGUGUGUGUGGGUUGGUGACUGUGUGUGUGGGGGUAUAUUUUUGGGUGAGUGUGUUGCUCUUGCUGUCCAUCUCAUUCCCCUGUUCAGCCAAAAGGCUGAGAGCAAACAGACCAAAAUCCUCAUCGCCAUCAUCUCUUAAAGGUGGGGGAGGGAAUGAACAGCACAAACUAUAUUUAUCCAUGUUUGGUAUCCUACCAGGAGCCACUAAAUCCCCAGCCACGCUUACCGUUCACCAUCAUGGAGCAAAAUGUAAAUUCAGGGUAGCAUGCUCCACUGCCCCUCAACUAUCCCUUCUACAAUUAUCUGUGCUCUGUUGCCUUUACUUCCCCUGCCUACUCAACACAGACAGCUGUGUUUGUAUAUUUUGUCCAAAUGCAAAAAAAAGUAUUCUCUGAAAAUGAUUGUUUCAGUUGCAAAGAAAGAAACAUUCCAAAAAGUUAUUUGCCAAAUUCGGUGAAUGAUGGAAAAAAUAGUGUAAGUGUGUGUGUGUGAGUGUGAGAGAGAGAGCAAGAGAUAGAGUUUUAUCAUCAUGUGGGUGUUAUAGGGCUGUGUGGCUGUGGGGAAUUUGUUUUUUGUUUUUGUCUUUUUCUUUUGGAAGUGGUUGAUAUUGAUGUCUCAUGUUGGUGAAUGUAUCUUGUGAAUAAAAAUUGGUCCAUCUGUCAUGGCACCUGGCUCCGCCCACAUGUCCCAGAGAGAGGGUUGAGCAGCUUUCCCUGGACCGGUGUCGGUGUUCGGAGUGCCAUCUCUCUUAGCUGAUUGGCUGUCCAGCACAAAGCCCACCCCCCUUCCUGUUGAUGAAGCUCUGCCUUGUAAACCCCAGCCUGUGGGGGCGGGUGGAGCGGAUGUUUGCCUUUGGACGGGGGCCGGCCUUGCUUGCUGGAAGUCUGAGGCUGUUUGUGUUUGUAGAUUUCCCUGCUUUUCACAAUCAAUAAAACCAUCAUCAACACGUACCUAACUAC